Rhodamnia argentea is the source of this 301-nucleotide messenger RNA. RefSeq names its product peamaclein-like. The transcript is spliced from 2 exons. Lineage: Eukaryota; Viridiplantae; Streptophyta; Magnoliopsida; Myrtales; Myrtaceae. Bases 1 to 264 code for a protein of 87 amino acids. The record is from RefSeq and is a predicted model, not a curated record.
AUGAAGCUCCUCUUCGCCUUGCUGCUCUGCUCUCUUCUCCUGACCUCCAUCUUCAUGGAGCCUGUCCUCGCCAAGCCAGCAUUCUGCGAGAGCAAGUGCAGGGCGAGGUGCGCGAAGGCGAAGGUCAAGGCGAGGUGCGCCAAGUACUGCAACAUCUGCUGCGCCGAGUGCAAGUGCGUGCCCUCCGGCACCUACGGCAACAAGCACCAGUGCCCUUGUUACCGCGACAAGAAGAACUCCAAGGGCAAGCCCAAAUGCCCUUGAAGCUUCUUGAUCCUUGAGGACAGCUCCUCUUGUCCUC